CAUUGUUGUUUAGGCAUGCAUGGUAAUGUGCCUCAGAGUUCGGCUUCUUUGUUAUCAAUGGCUAACGUUUGUUGCUCAAUUGAAUUGGAGCCUAGAACCCUCAAGGAAGGCCAACUCAACCAUGCUAGGGAAGUGGCUGCAGAUGUAGUUCAAAACAUGCAACCAAGUGAUGCCUCCGAUAUAUUCAUCAAGGGAUUGAGAUCUGAUGUUCCAGUUGAGCCGGAGGAGAUGGAUUCCAAGAAUGGAAUGGAGACUGGCAAUGAACACAUGCUUGAAGAUUGCAAGAAGAAGCCUCCAAUAGUUGGAAAGCCAUGUCACUGUGCCACUAACGAUGUUACAGAAUCCCCUCAUGAUCUUCAAAACAAACUCAUUACAGAGCCUCUUUCAGCACCAUUUUAAAUUUGAUCCUUUAUGUUGUAUUUGGUGGGAUCAUGAUGAAUACAAUUACCACCUUCUUUGAUUGCAUACAUACAUACAUAUACAUAUAUAUCAAUUAAGAUCACACAAUAAACAUGGCAUGUAAUUUAAUCCACAAUAUAUUUUACCCUUGUUAAAAAGA
This is a messenger RNA of Tripterygium wilfordii, 559 nucleotides long. RefSeq lists its product as uncharacterized. The transcript is spliced from 3 exons. The coding region runs from base 16 to 399 and encodes 127 amino acids. The record is from RefSeq and is a predicted model, not a curated record. NCBI's taxonomy places the organism in Eukaryota, Viridiplantae, Streptophyta, Magnoliopsida, Celastrales, Celastraceae.